CAAAUAACGUGUAUGAGGUGUCCUUGGAUAGCUCUUGAAGUGUAGUUUCAUAAUUGAGUGGUCUUUGUUCGAGGAGAGAGAGCUUAUCAUCCAAAAAUCAAUCUGGAACGAGCAGUGGUCUGUGAACUCGAGCUGUGAGAGUGCUGAGACUGUUUGCUUCAUAUCUCGAGUUAUACACAUCCAAAUAAGGCGUAUAAUAUACCCAAAGAAAGCUCUCAAGACGAGGAAUCCUCGAAGGUCUGGUUUGCAUCAAUCGGAGUAGUGGAAGGCCUCCAAAUCGACCGAGCAAAACACGACCUCGCAGAAUACGUUUUUGUAUUCAAAGAAACGAGUUAACCGGGAAACACCCGUUCUAGGGGCUGUUUUCGUAUCAACGAUUAAGGGUUGAACUAGCACUUGAGGAGGCUGUUUAACACUCAUAUUUGAGCAAGGAAUCAGUUCCAAAUCCACCUUGACCAAAGCUUUGACCAUUGGACCAAGAAGGGAAAGUUUAAAGCUCAAUCGAGGUUGAGGCUAGAGCUUGCUUCCUGUGCUCGUUGCCCGAGUGAUUUCCCCGGAGAGAAGACUUGAAAUGGACCGUGGUAGCAGGAUUACUAGGAGAAACCCGACCGGCCGUGUACCAGAGGAGACUGGACAGGGCAGUCGAAGGACCUCUAGGGCAUCUAGAGGAGCGGGCCGUGGAGGCCGAUCGCAGACCGUGAGUGACGGUCAUGUCGACACAGAAAGUGAAACCUACUGGUCCUAUGAGGACUCGACUUACCAACCGGGGACCGAGCCGGUUGAGACCCCUUACGAAGGGGAUGACGAUGAUGUGAGCGAUGAAGAGGGGGAGAAUGACUCCCUAGCAAGAAUAGAGGCGCUGCUCCAACAAUAUCACCGUGAGCGUGAAGAGAGGAGGGAACGCCGAAGGCGCCGGGCUGGGCAAGCUUCGGGCAUGGCUUCACGAGGAGGAAGUCAUGGUGCAUCUAGAGUCCAUGUGGAACCACGUGGAGGCCAAAAUGAUGGAGGUCCAACCAUAAGGAUCUCCAAGUACAUCAAAGAAGCAAAAGAUUUGGGGUGCAAACCCUUUGAUGGAGCAGGGGACAUUUCAGUGGCAGCACAAUGGAUCAAGAGGCUAAAUGAAGCGGCCCUUGACAUGCAAAUCGCGCCGAAUCUCAAACUGAGAAUUGCGGUAAGAUUGCUCGAGGGGAUGGCAUCCAAGUGGUGGGAUGGAACCAAGAACAAGUACGGUGAGACCGUCGUUUGGGAGGACUUCCAACGGGAGUUCUUUGCCCAAUACUAUUCUGAUUUCGAGGUGAAUAAGAAGGUGAGGGAAUACACCCUCCUAACCCAAGGGGGUAACAUGUCAGUGAAGGAGCUUGAGUACAAGUUCCGGGAUCUCGCCGACUACAUACCGGAGUAUGCUUGUGACGAGAACCGCAUGGUGAACCACUUUUGGGACGCCCUUGACUUGGAGAUACGUGAUAGGGCAACGCAAUUGCCUAAUAUGACUUUCGCCCAAGUGGUUGAACAAGCAUUGAAAGGGGAGAAACAGUGGGAGGAACGGAAGAAGAGAGACGCCGAAGAGGCGAAGAAGAGAAAAUGGGAGAGUCAUGGCUCCCAAGGUUCCAACAAAAGGGGGAACCACGGAGGAGGAUCUUUCCGGGCACCACCGCCACCAUCAAGGGGGAACCAAGGCCCAAGUGGGCAAGGCUCGAGGUCACAGACCUCAGUGGUAACUCGUUGCAACAAUUGCAAGAGGAACCAUUCCGGUAAAUGUCGCGACCCCCCUAGAUGUUUCCAAUGUGGGGAUGCCGGGCAUUUGAAGGCACAUUGCCCACAACUGGGCGGGGCAAGGACAUCGGGACCAAGUAGUGGCCCGACGGGUACACGGAAUCAGACCGGGGCUUCUCAAGCAAGCAGGGGGCAAGGGGGAGCAAGUGCGAGCAACGCGCCAUCCGUGAACCAAGGGAGGACCCAGGCUAGGGUCUAUGCGAUGACGGAGGCGGAUGCUCAAGCUAACCCGGACUCCGUCGCAGGUAUUGCCUCUCAUAUACUAGUGUUUUAUCCUUAAUUAGUCCAUAAAUUGAGGAUACUAAUCGCUAGGAUCAUUGCACGAGGUUUUGGGGUCGAACCGGGGGAUUUCGGGCAACUUCAGGCGGCUGGGACCCAGGCACGAUCGUGCCUAAGGCAGACACGAUCGUGCCUCCAAGUCAGUAGCUGCCCAGGAAUACUCCCAGCCCAGGCACGAUCGUGCCUAAGGCAGACACGAUCGUGCCUACAAAGCAGUAGCUGCCCAGGGUUUUUCUCCAAACCAGGCACGAUCGUGCCUAAGGCAGACACGAUCGUGCCUCCAAGUCAGUGGUUCCCAGGAUUUUUCCAACCCAGGCACGAUCGUGCCUAAGGCAGACACGAUCGUGCCUCCAAGGCAGUAGCCCCAGGGCGUUUUCCUGAGCCAGGCACGAUCGUGCCUACCCCGGGCACGCCGUGCCUGGCACCCAGAUUGCCGAAACCCGAUUUUUUCGCAUCGUUUUGCGACGUUAAGGCCUCUUCUUGAUCCCUAACGUGCGUGUGAACAUUGCAACCUUCUAUAAAUGAGUAGGG
Messenger RNA from Cuscuta epithymum, 2583 nucleotides. The record is from the annotation of a GenBank genome assembly. NCBI's taxonomy places the organism in Eukaryota, Viridiplantae, Streptophyta, Magnoliopsida, Solanales, Convolvulaceae.